This is a messenger RNA of Nannospalax galili (Upper Galilee mountains blind mole rat), 4024 nucleotides long. RefSeq names its product solute carrier family 16 member 4 (gene Slc16a4). The record is from RefSeq and is a predicted model, not a curated record. Lineage: Eukaryota; Metazoa; Chordata; Mammalia; Rodentia; Spalacidae. Gene Ontology annotation, biological process: transmembrane transport; monocarboxylic acid transport. The coding region runs from base 835 to 2331 and encodes 498 amino acids. The transcript has 9 exons. Gene Ontology annotation, molecular function: monocarboxylic acid transmembrane transporter activity.
GUGGAGCAAAGGAAGGAAAUAGGACUACAAUGUUGAAUUAUCCAGGAGACACAGUCUUAAUCAGUUCCAAAAUGCAAUAAGAAAAACGUUUCACUAAAAUUAUUCUAAGUGUAUAUCCUUCACAAAGUGGAUUUGAAGGUAAACAGGUAUCAAAAAAGCAAUUAAAGCAGGACCUAAAACCCCAAAUUAGUCAUCAUACUAGUCAGUGACCAUACAAGCAAGUUGAACUUAUUCAGGACUCUACGUGAGUGUAUGCGUGCGUGUGUGUGUGUGUGUGUUUGCUGCUAAGGACUGAAUUUAGGGUCAUUCACAUGCUAAGCAUGCAUGUACCAAUGAGCUACAUCCCCAGCCCCAAGAUUGCUAUUUGUGGUCCAAGAAAUAUAUUUCUCACCUCUGGAUGAGAUUUGUAUUUCUCUUGUAAAAUAACCAUGUCUUGAAACUCCCUGUAGGAACUUUGGGCAAGCAUUUUAAAGUUCUGGAAACCAGUCCCCCAGCCUUGAGAUGUCACCGGAAGGAUUUUCUCCUUGGUUUACUCCAAUAACUACUUUUGACCUAUGGUGAAAAAGUCUAUUCUGUGGGCAGCCAGGAUGGCUGGCCUGAGUUGCUCUCAAGUUACAGCCUUUCCUCCUCCCUCAGGAAGUAAAGUCCACUGGCAAGGAACGCCUAAACAGGCUCUGCCCUGCUUGACUACAAUGCUGGCUUUUCACAGCGCAGAGGAAUGAAAUGCCUUAGGAAAAGAGUAACAGUUUGGGAAAAAUCGUAACUAAUUUUUCCUUGAAGUUUUCCUUGUCUGUAGAAGAUUCCUUUGUCGAACACCACAUCAAAGGACACAUCAUGCUGAAGAGAGAAGCAACCCCACCGAACACUAAAACCCUGGAUGGAGGAUGGGGAUGGAUGAUUGUAUUUCACUUUUUCCUGGUAAAUGUAUUUGUGAUGGCAAUGACCAAGACAUUUGCAAUUUUCUUUGUGGUCUUUCAAGAAGAGUUUGAAGGCACCUCAGAGCAAAUUGGUUGGAUUGGAUCCAUCAUGUCAUCACUUCGAUUUUUUGCAGGUCCCCUGGCUGCCAUCAUUUCUGACAUACUUGGAGAGAAAACUACUUCCAUUCUUGGGACUUUCCUUGUUUCUGGGGGCUAUCUGAUCAGCAGCUGGGCUACAAGCAUUCCAUUUCUUUGUGUGACUAUGGGACUAUUACCUGGAUUGGGGUCUGCUUUCUUGUACCAAGUAGCUGCAGUGGUAAUUACGAAAUACUUCAAAAAACGAUUGGGUCUUUCUACAGCUAUUGCCCGUUCUGGAAUGGGACUGACAUUUCUAUUGGCACCCUUUACAAAAUUCCUGAUAGAUGUCUAUGACUGGUCAGGUGCUCUCAUACUAUUUGGAGCUAUUGCACUGAAUUUGGUGCCUUCCAGCAUGCUCUUAAGACCCAUCCAUGUCAAAAGAGAGAACAAUUCUGAUAUAAAAGACAAAGGUAGCAGUUUGUCUGCAAGUGGUCCAGAGGCAUCAUGUGAGACAGAAACAUACAAUGAAACACAAGAGUCUUCCACUGAGGGCAGUACUAUGAAGAAAUCUGGACAAUCUGAUAGAAGUUCAGUUGUCCUACAAAAUCAGAAUGAAGAAUGCAACAAUGGGCCUCACAGGAUCAGACUGUUACCAAGGAGUAAUGAAAGUUACAAUAAGUCUGUUUCAUGGAACUGCAAACAAAACCUUUUUGAUAUUUCUCUCUUUAGGAAUCCUUUCUUCUACAUAUUUACCUGGUCUUUUGUCUUCAGUCAGUUAGCAUAUUUCAUCCCUGCCUUUCACCUAGUAGCCAGAGCCAAAACACUCGGGAUUGACAUAAUGGAUGCUUCUUACCUCGUGUCUGUAGCUGGUAUCACUGAGACAGUCAGUCAGCUCAUUUCUGGAUGGAUUGCUGAUCAAAACUGGAUCAAGAAGUAUCAAUACCACAAGUCUUACCUCAUUCUGUGUGGUAUAACUAAUCUGCUUGCUCCUUUAGCCACCACAUUUCCAUUACUUAUGACCUACACUAUCUUCUUUGCCAUUUUUGCUGGUGGCUAUCUGGCACUGAUACUUCCCGUACUGGUUGAUCUUUCUAAGAAUUCUAAAGUACACAAGUUUUUGGGAUUUGCUGCUUUCUUUGCUGGGAUAGCUGUCCUUUCUGGACCACCUAUAGCAGGAUGGUUAUAUGAUCACACAGAGACAUACACAGGCUCUUUCUACUUCUCUGGCACAUGCUAUCUCCUCUCUUCGGUUUCCUUUUUUUUUGUGCCAUUGGCUGAAAGAUGGAAAAGUAAACGGUCUGAACUUCCAGAAGACUACAACCAAGUGAGAGCUUAACAAAAGAAGAACUAAAGUCCACUGAAGAAAAACGUUUGUAAAAAUGAGAGGGUAAACCACACAGGUUUUAAGAUUCCUUCUUUCUUUAUUAGCACUGUUAGGAAUGGUGGUAAGAGUAAUAGCAACUUUUGUUUUUAUUCCAAAGAGAGGCAAUUUUUAACACAUUUUUCCAGAAAUAACUUGAAGCACGUUACAUAAAAAUAUGAGUAAUAGCAAUUUAAAUUGUUAGUAUUUAAUCGAAUGGGCUAAAGAUUUAGACAGUUGAACAGCUACCUUACAUACUAAAUAAAAAUCACAAUGUACUAGAAUAAAUUAAUACAAAUUUUCAUUUGUACUAUGGUAAUUUAGUCACCAAAAUAUGUGACAAUAGAAAACUAUUUUUUUUCUUUAUUUAAAUUUAGCAUUUGGUUGACUCUAGAACUCUGGAAUUUGAAUAAAUAUUUUAAAGUUUUAUUUAGUGGCAAGAAUGGUAUAUUCCCUCCAAAAUCAAUUACUGUUGUCUACUGAUUAGAAGUAAUCCUUGUUUUCCUAUUAUUUUGUCUCUUAAAUUUCUACAAUUUUUUGCCAUUUAACAAAAAUAAAACUUGCUUAAAAAAAACCUUAUGUCAAGUUCAUCUGAUUAGUACUCCUGUCUCUUUAAAUAGUAUUACCUUUUCACUACAUUAUCUAAAAUAGUCACAUUAAAUAUCCAGAUCACUCUUCAGAACUACAAGUUUCAUAAUGAAAGUUGAAUAGGUGGCUUUAAGGUGAAAUAUGUUUAAAUUAGAAAAUCUGUAUUACAGAUGGACUAAUCAAUAAUGUCAUUUGGACUAAACAUCUACAAGUGAAUAGAGAACUCCACUAUUUGGGCGAUCGUUAAGAGGGAAAAAAAAAAGUUUUUUGAGCAGGGUAUGGUGGCAUAUACCAAUAGUCCCAGCAUACAGAAGACUGAGGCAGGAACAUCGUGGUUUGAGGAUAGGUUGGGCUACAAAGCAAAGUACAAAAUAAAAACCACUUUCUGUAACAUCAACCCUCUCUUAAACUCUCCCUCAGAAUAGUUCUUCAACUACUGUAAUUAAUAUUCUGCCUUUCCAUUCCUCUCUGCUUUAGAACAUCUAUUGAUUCCUUAUAGAGUAAAAACCCUCAACUGAAAGCUUAAAUUUAGUUCUAAGAAGUUAAACCUUGCUACUUUCCACAUACGUCUUUGUGCAAGCUUUCCCAACUGCUAUAUUUCCAGCAGCUUGCCUUUCUAUACCAAGCACCCUCUUAUUUACCGUUUACAAUGACUCAUUCAAAUACCAAUGAAACACCUUUCCCAACAUCUGGAACCCCAUCUAACAUCUUUUAGGGUGUUGUGGAUUGAACCCAGGGCUUUGUGCAUACUCCCCACUUAACUCCAGAAACAGCACACUAUGAGUGGACAUGUCAAUCUUCUCUACUAGUCUGAAAGACCAACAGGAUGGAUGAUGUUUUCAAGGUCUACUAUAAACUUUGGAACCAAAUUAAUCUGAAGUCUCAGCUAUCUCAAAGACAGCAAGUUGGUCUUACUUAAAAAGUAAUUAUUACAUUUUUAAAAUUUUAUUUAAUUUUUAAGCAAGGUCUUGCUAUAAUAGCCCAGGCUGGCCUUCAAUCCAAUCCUGCUUCAAUUAACCUCCUGGGAUUACAGCUAUGCACCACCACAACCAGCUACAGGUUUUUUUUUUUGUUUUUUUUU